AUGGUGGUGGAGAAGACAACUGAAGUGCGUGCAGUCAUGAGGUUGGGAAUGGGCAACGCCGUGGUCGUUGCCGUGUCGCUGAGGAGAAAGCGUCGGGAAAGCAACACUUCUAGCUAG
Ectocarpus siliculosus is the source of this 117-nucleotide messenger RNA. NCBI's taxonomy places the organism in Eukaryota, Phaeophyceae, Ectocarpales, Ectocarpaceae. The record is from the annotation of a GenBank genome assembly.